AAAAAAAAUAAAAAAUGAAACGAAAACAAAACAAAACCAAAUACAAUAAAUUAACAAUAUUUUGAGUCACACAUCAAAAGAAACGAUUUUCUGUAGGAAAAAAACCAAACAAAAUUCAUAAUCUGUCUAAACCUUCAAGAAAUCUAUAAUUGAAUCGAUGCAGAAAAAAGGUGCAAGAAUAAUAAUAAUAAUAAUAAUAAUAAUAACAACAAAAUAAGAGGAUACAGCUAUAUAAACUUUCUAUAUGCAUUACUGCUGCGUUGCUAUCGCAUCCAAAAUUUAUUAUUUUCUAUUACUUUUUUAACAAUGAAUUGCGAAAAAGUUUUCAUUUAAAUGAAACUGAUGUACGUAAGAAUAUCUAGGAUGAGGAGAGUAAUCAGUAAAUCAGUAAUAAAAUCACGAAGAAAUCUAUGCAACUUCUAUGGAAAUUAUUACGAAAUGUAAAUUCAUCAAAUAUGUGAGUAGAAACAAAAAUGCGCGUAUUUCCGCUUUCCGACAUCUAUCUAUAAAAUACUUUAUUAAAACUACGUAUAUAAAUAUUAAUUUAAAAUAGUAAAAAAGAAUAAAAACGUAUUCGAAAGAAAGAAUAGUCAUGUAAAAAAUUUAAAGCCAAUUAAAACUUAAAGUCGUUCAAAGCAAUAAGAAGAAGAAAGAGAGCGCGGAAUAAAAAAGAAAUAAUUAAAUAAAUCAAAAAAAAAAAAAAAAAAAAAAAAAAUCAUCCCCCUAAUCAACGUUACAACGAAAGCAAUACCUAACUGUGAAACACAAGAAAUUUUGGAAUAAAAAAUUUAAUAUUUAUAUUUUGUUUUAAAAUUGUGCCGGAAAAAUAUUUAUUCUGUUAAAAAUUAAAGUUUUGAAAUUUGUAAAAAACGCGAAAUAUCCUUCAAAAGGAUACUAUCAUUAUAGUGACGGUAGGCGAACAUGAAGAAAGGUUGUAUUCUAAUAGAAUAAAAAAAAACAAAAAGCAGAUUUCCAACAAAAAAAAAAAGAGAAAAAUAAUAAUAAAAAUAAAUAAUUAAAUAAACAAAUAAAAAGAGUAAAAACAAAAAAAAAACAGAAAACUACAAUACUGAAGCAUUAAAUACCACAAAAAUGUCUGUGGAGUCUAUAGCGGCUUCAAGUAAAAUUGUUUUAGCAAAAAGUUCUGCUGCCUCAGCAUAUACAUCCGCCAACGCCAACAAUACUAGCAACACUCAUGGCAACACUUUGUGUAUUCCACAUGCAAUACGUUAUGGCGAAAGUCAGACAGUAAACCAACAACAGCACCAACAUAAUGCCAUCGUUAACCAAGGACGACGUUCGCAAAAUGCAAAAUAUUUACACCAACACUUAAAUGAUGAACAAAGUGGCCAUCAAGAGCAACAUCGACACCAACAGCAACCGGAAAUUGUACAUGAGUCAAGAAAUCAAACGGCUACAACAACAAUAUGUGUUGUUAAAAAAUCAUUAGACCAACCCAAUGGCAACAGACGCAUCAAUACAGUGACUAUUGCGGAAGAGAGCAAGAUUACGUUUAACAACAAAAACAGCAAAAUUACCCCAUCACAUGAAAGAUCGGCAACUGAGUUAGUAGCAAGGCAGCCCCUACCUCCACCACCACCUGUAAGCGACGACGAUGACGAAAUUCUAUGUGAACAUUUGGAGUGGUCAGCUGCUCAAUCAUUGGUUGAGAUGAAUGCCAAAGAUAAACAACGUCGUCAUAGCAAUAAUAAUUGCCACAGCAACAUGAGCAUUUUCAGAAAUAACAACGACAGCAACAUUAACACCAAAAAUCAUAUACAACAUUUACCUACAGCAAAGACCAAUAUUUACGGUGCCUCUACCAAUACAGAACCACAGAUUAUUAGGGCAACAAGCGAUCAUAACCGUCAUCAGAAAAGUAGCCAGGAAACUUUUAAAGUUUCCGGUCGAAGUCCCACGGAGGAUGGUAAAGUUAUAUUUUAUGCUCCACCAGCCGGUGGCUUGAGCUCGAAUAGUAAUCGUCAUAUGCAACAAAAUAAUCAAAAAUCAGUAAUUAAAAGUGAUUUCUCUAUACCGGCUAACAUCUAUCGAGAACGCAGCAUCGAAGAAACUGAAGCUGCUCAUGAUCUAUUAUCACUUUCGCAAAGCUUACCGCCUUUAACUCCUCCUUGUGUAGUAACCAUUAUGCAUCAGAAUUCCAUCUCAUCGUCGGCAUCAUCGUCAUCUAUCGUUGCAUCGGUACCAACCGCAUCCGCCUCAAGUCCACCUAUACUGGUAAAAACUCAUAUGCAAGAAAUAUCCAGUUCUUCCAAUCACCAGCACAAUCACAACAUUAAUAAACAUAAUCUACUGCAUAACGUUAAUAAUAUGAAUAUUUAUGUGGAUACAGCAGAUCAUCAUAGUCAACAGCCUUCAAAAAUACGUUACAUUAGCAGUGUGUAUGACGGCCAGACAGCAGUCAGCACAAAUGCGGGCAAUUGUUCACCUUUGACGCCCCCCAACUCCGAUCAUUCGUCUGAUAUAGAUAUUGAUAUGUCCUCCUCUUCAGAGUCCGGUCAAUCGAAUCAUCAUCAGCCAUCGAUGCAAUUAUGGAAAUACACUAUGAAUAUAGUGGACGGCCGUACAAAAGCCUGUAAAAAGAAAGAAGAGCAGCUGGGCAAAGCCGAAUCAACUAAAAAGAAACGUGGCUGUUAUAAAUGUUCCGAGUGCGGCAAGCAAUACGCAACUUCUAGUAAUCUAUCGCGUCAUAAACAAACGCAUCGUUCAUUAGACUCUCAAUCGGCGAAGAAAUGCAAUACCUGCGGCAAAGCGUACGUCUCAAUGCCCGCCUUGGCAAUGCAUUUGCUAACGCACAAACUUUCGCACAGCUGCGAUAUUUGCGGCAAACUAUUCUCACGGCCCUGGCUCUUACAAGGUCAUCUACGUUCUCACACUGGCGAAAAGCCAUAUGCCUGUGUUCAGUGCGGUAAAGCGUUUGCCGAUCGUUCGAAUUUAAGGGCACAUAUGCAAACUCAUUCGAUAGAUAAAAAUUUCGCAUGCAAAAGAUGCAACAAAACAUUCGCAUUAAAAUCAUAUUUAAACAAACAUUUAGAAUCGGCCUGCGUUAAAGAGCCGCACAAUGAAGCGCCACACAAAACUAAUAAAAUUCUGAUUGAAAGAGACGAUGAGGAGAAACGUGAAUCUGGCGAGCUCACUGAUGCUUUACUUAAUAGCAGUGAUGAGAACGACGAAGAUAUUAUUGUAGCUUAAAAGAAUAAGGAGACUAAAGAAAAUUAAGUAAGAAACAUUAAAAAAAAAAAAAAAAAAAAAA
This is a messenger RNA of Glossina fuscipes, 3271 nucleotides long. RefSeq names its product probable serine/threonine-protein kinase DDB_G0282963. The record is from RefSeq and is a predicted model, not a curated record. The coding region runs from base 1093 to 3210 and encodes 705 amino acids. The transcript has 3 exons. Gene Ontology annotation, molecular function: RNA polymerase II cis-regulatory region sequence-specific DNA binding; DNA-binding transcription factor activity, RNA polymerase II-specific. Gene Ontology annotation, biological process: regulation of DNA-templated transcription. NCBI's taxonomy places the organism in Eukaryota, Metazoa, Arthropoda, Insecta, Diptera, Glossinidae.